AUGCUGCAGCAGAUCCUUCAUGACAUGUACAUCGACCCCGAACUCCUGGCCGAGCUCAGCGAUGUGCAGAAGCACAUCCUCUUCUACAAAAUGCGAGAGGAGCAGCUGAGGCGCUGGAGGGAGCGCGAGGCGUGGGAGGCCCUGGCCCAGGCGGAGGGCCUCAGGCCCCCGAAAGUCAAGCGAGGUAUGUGGCUGCGAGCAGCGAGUGACAAGCACAUCCAGUGGCUCUUGGGGGCAGACGGUGAAGUCUGGGUCUGGAUCAUGGGAGAAGGCCCCGGCGACAAGCCCUAUGAAGAGAUCUCGGAGGAGCUGAUCGCUGAGCGGGCGCGGUUGCAGGCUCAGAGGGAGGCCGAGGAGCUCUGGAGACAGAAGGAGGCAGAAAUCACCAAGAAGUUUCGGGAUGCUCUGGCCAAUGAGAAAGCCCGGAUCCUGGCGGAGAAGUGGAAAGUGGAGAUGGAGGACAGGAAGGCUGCCAAAGUCCUGGAGGAGCGCAUCCGUGAGGAAUUCAAGAGGAAAGAGGAAGAGGAGAGGAAGCGAGGGGAAGAGCAGAUUCGCCUCCAGGAGGAGCAGAGGGCCAAGGAGCUCUACUGGACCCUGAAGCAGGCCCAGCUGCAGAGUGGCACCAGUGAGCGCGAGGAGCGCGAGUGGGAGGAACAGCUGCGCAGGUCCAAGGCUGCGGACGAGGAGAGGAGCCGCGGAGCUCAGCGUGCCAGGGACGAGUACCGGCGCCACUCGCUGCGUGCCAUCCAGAAGGGCACGGUCGCCGGCCUCAGCUCCAUGUUCCAAGAGCUCGGCCAGAGCCAAGAGCAGGAGGCCAGACUCUACCACCACCUCCCAGGCCCGGGGCCGCCACCCCCGCUCGCCAUACCUGUCAGCAGGACUUGGGAGCGCCCUCUGAGACCCGUGUCCAGGGAAGUCAUUGUCCGCUGGUUUAAGGAGGAGCAGCUGCCUCGCCGAGCUGGCUUUGAGAGGAACACCAAAUCCAUCGCCCCCUGGUUCCAUGGAAUUAUUAGCCGAGAAGAUGCAGAAGAUCUCCUUGAGAACAUGACGGAGGGAGCCUUUUUGGUCCGGGUCAGUGAGAAAAUCUGGGGUUACACCCUCUCCUAUCGCCUGCAAAAAGGGUUCAAGCACUUUCUUGUGGAUGCCUCUGGGGAUUUUUACAGCUUCCUGGGAGUGGACCCCAAUCGCCACGCCACGCUCACCGACCUCAUUGAUUUCCACAAGGAGGAAAUUAUCACUGUUUCAGGGGGAGAGCUGCUACAGGAACCCUGUGGACAGAGGGACAGCCCACCAGACUACCAUCUGUUGUUUGAAUGA
This is a messenger RNA of Nyctereutes procyonoides (raccoon dog), 1317 nucleotides long. RefSeq names its product SH2 domain containing 4B (gene SH2D4B). NCBI's taxonomy places the organism in Eukaryota, Metazoa, Chordata, Mammalia, Carnivora, Canidae. Bases 1 to 1317 code for a protein of 438 amino acids. The transcript has 8 exons. The record is from RefSeq and is a predicted model, not a curated record. Gene Ontology annotation, cellular component: cytoplasm.